This is a messenger RNA of Papaver somniferum (opium poppy), 1406 nucleotides long. RefSeq lists its product as uncharacterized. The record is from RefSeq and is a predicted model, not a curated record. Lineage: Eukaryota; Viridiplantae; Streptophyta; Magnoliopsida; Ranunculales; Papaveraceae. The transcript has 3 exons. Bases 138 to 1406 code for a protein of 422 amino acids.
CCUCUCAUUGUGUCUGCUCUUUGAUUUUUCUCUAGUGACUUUUGCCUCUUUUGUUGUUGUGAUCAUAGCUUUUGCUGAGUAUAUCUACAAGCUUUUGCUUAAAGGUUCUGAAAGAAUUGGAUUCACAGCUUUUACUCAUGGUGCUUUGUGGAAAAAACUUGAAUCAGUUACAACUCUGCAAAACUCAUAAGCGUUUCAUCCCGCCAAUCAAGGAUUUCAAAAAAGUUUCAAAAUUAACGCAGUCAAGCGAGGUUAUGGGAGAAGUCGUGGCUAUAGAACCCAAAGAUGCUAUUCCAGUCGGUAAUGUUCCUGUUAAGGUUUGUGUUAAUGUAGAUAUAUCUAUGCCCAUGAGAAGAGGUUUCAAAUGUUCAACGUAUGCUGGAGUCACAAAGUGGCAGCAAUUCUUCUAUGAGCGACAGCCAAAAAACAUCUGCAUGGAGUGCUAUAUUAUCAAUCACUCAAAAAAUGCUUGUGAAGCUGCUGCUAUUUUUCUGAAGAAGGCUCAUGAUAAACCUUAUUUUAUGGGGAAGGUAAAUAAUGUUCGCAAGACUAUCAAUGCUGUCAAGGCCACUUCGGAGCUUGCUUCAACAAAAGUUCCAAUAGUCAAGACUAGCCAGAAAAAUUUUGUGAAAUCAACCAGCUUUAUCCGUCCUAAAGAUGGUGAAGUCAUCAAUUUGGAUUCUAUCCUUAGAGAAGAAGGAAUCACUACGGAAGAUGAUAGUAGACUUGGAAAGAGGCAUCGGUUAGAUGAAGUAGCGGACAAAGGCCACUCAACUUUAGAGUCUACUCCACAAAGCACCAUGGUGAAUCCAAUUUCAGCCUUCAUAAAUACUCAACAGAUCACAACCGGAGAUAAUUCAUCUUUGCAGGCACACAAGGGGAAUCAGGAUAAAAGUUGUAUUGCUGAAAUUGCCAAAGCUUGGGAAAAAUAUGUGAAUGGUUCUGCAGCUUUUAAACUUAUCAAGAGAUUGCAGUUUACAAGAAUUAUUCUUUCAAGAUGGAAUAAGACUCAUUUUAGAGACAUUAAUCAGCAUGCAGAUGACCUCCGGAAUAAGCUCAAUACAAUUCAAUCCUUACCUUGUUCACAAGAAAAUUCUUCUCAAGCUCUAGAAGUUAGUAAAGAAUUGCAAAGAUGGCAUCAAAUUCAGCAUGAUUUCAACAAACAAAAGUCCAGAGAUACUUUCUUGAAUGAUAUAGAUAAUAACACAAAGUAUUUUCAUACAUUAACUAAAAGGAAAAGGUCAAGAAACAACAUAUAUUCAAUGAAAGAUGAUGAUGGUUACUGGGUUCACUCAAGAGAUGAGGUUGCUUCUUUAUUAACUAAACAUUUUAAAGAUAUUAGUACUUCUUCUACUCACAUCAUUAAGGGACACCAUUACAAUCAUAUUCCAACUUUAAUCACUUAA